Molecule: messenger RNA, 5136 nt
Organism: Ustilago hordei
Lineage: Eukaryota; Fungi; Basidiomycota; Ustilaginomycetes; Ustilaginales; Ustilaginaceae
Exons: 1
Coding region: 1-5136 (1711 amino acids)
Biological process (GO): mRNA transcription by RNA polymerase II; transcription elongation-coupled chromatin remodeling; transcription elongation by RNA polymerase II
Cellular component (GO): transcription elongation factor complex
Molecular function (GO): DNA binding; nucleosome binding; histone binding
Source: RefSeq, a predicted model, not a curated record
AUGCGGGACGAGGAAAAGGUUCCCGCUCCUUACUUUCAGGAUGACGAAGAGGGAGAGCCAUCAGAUCAAGGUGAGGGUGUCGACCUCAUGAGGUCCGAUGGCGACCUCGUCGGCUCUGGAGGCGAGGACAGCAGUGACGAAGAGGAAGAUGACGACCCAGAAGAAGCCAGACGUAUUGCCAAAGGCUUCAUCGCCGAAGAUGACGAGGAAGAAGAGGAAGACGAAGAAGCACGGAGAGAACGCAGGAGGCGCAGAAAGAAGAAGAGAAAGCAGAACGAGGAGGACUUCGAAGUCGAUCAGGACGAUCUCGAGCUGCUUGCAGAAAACACAGGCCAGUCUCGGCGCAAAGAGGCCGGAAGACUGAAACGAUUCCGCCGAGGGUCCGCAUCUCCACCUGCCGACGAUGAAGCCGCUGCAAGACAAAAGACUCUCGAUCAGAUUUUCGAAGACGAUGACGAUGAGGACGACGACGAUGACAUCCGCUCCGGACGUCGAGCAAACUACGACGACGACGAUGAAGAUCUACCACCUGUCGGCCAAGCACUCCGAGCCGGUGUAGCUCGCAAGCAGCGCGAGGCUCUCGGAGGCUACGAGGAUGACGGUCUUGAUGACUUUAUCGAGGAAGAUGAAGAUGACGACGAGAUGCAGGGUCUCGACGAGGAAGAGCGAGAAGCCAGACGUCAGGAGCGACGCGAGCAGAAGCGCAGAGCACGCAUGUCCGGAUCCGCGGCUGACCCAGCCAAGGCCGGUAUUGACCGAGAAGCAUGGGACGAGAUCCAUGAGAUCUUCGGUAACGGUGAAGACUACUUCUGGGCCCUCGAGGACGAAGAAGAAGACGCAUUCGAAGAGGAGAAGAAGAACAAGAUGGAAUACAAGGACAUCUUCGAGCCUGCACAGAUUGCAGAGCGCAUGUUGACCGAAGAGGACGAACGCAUCAAGCGCAUCGAUAUCCCCGAACGUCUUCAGCUCGCUUGUCCAGGCGAAGAAGGUCUCAAGUUGCUCCAACGCAAGCUCACCGACGCAGAGCUCUUCGAAGCCGCCAAAUGGGCCUCCACUCGCAUCUCCUCAAGGACGUCCGCCGAGUUCCUCGACGACGCCGGUCUCUUCUUCCGUUUCCGUGCCGAGUUCAUCAAGGCUGUCCAGCUCAUGCUCUCUUACAUGCUCAACGAUCUUCUCGAAGUCCCUUUCCUCUUCCAGCACCGAUUCGACGAACUCGAGCACGUUACCUUCGAUGAAGUUGAGCGACAGUACCGCAACAUCGACCUUCUCACACGUCGAGAGCUCUACACCCUCAGUGGUCUCGGCCUUAAGUUUAAGACGCUACUCAUCCGCAAAGAUCAGCUUCGAGCUACCUUUAACAAGAUUCACGUAGACAUCAAGACCGAGCCCGGUGAGGACAACGCCACAGCUGAUGCAGAGUCAAAAGACCCAGCUCAGGAAGAGAAGAUUGAGUCUGCCCGCCAGCAGAGGGCCAUCUUCGAGGACAUGCUUGUGCAAGCAGCCAGUCUCGAGGAGAUCUCCGACAUCACUGAAUGGCUGACAUUGCGUUACGGCCAGAAGAUGCGCGACGCACAAACACUCCAGAGCACCAACGGCACAGAUGAAGCAGCAGAGGACAUGGAAGGUCUCACCAUCAACGGCGAACCUGUAGUCAGUGCAACACCUGGCUUCAAGAAGCCAAGUCUUGUCGGCCAGUACGAGCGCACCAAGAACACGGUCCUCUCGGAGCUCGCCAAGAAGUUCGGCAUCUCGUCCGAUGAGCUUGCCGCCAACAUCUCGAGCCCUGCUCGUCAAUACUCGCCCAAAGAUCCCGAAGAGUCGCCCUUCAAGUUUGCUGAGCAGUUCGCUGGUGCGGCAUGGGGAGCACAGUCGCCAGAGAUUGCUCUCGCCAAGGCCAAAUUGAUGCUCAGUCAGGAGAUCGGCAAAGAUCCCAUCCUCAAGCGAGAGUUGCGUCAGCUAUUCAAGGACGCCGCCGAGAUCAACAUCGAGCCUACCGAGCGUGGUAUGACUGUCAUUGACGACCAGCAUCCAUAUGCCAACUUCAAGUUCAUCCUCAAUAAGCCUGCGCGUCUUUUACCUCAGCAACCCGCACAGUACUUGCAGAUGCUCCAAGCUGAGGAUGAGUUACUCAUCAAGCUCGACAUUGGUUUGAAGGACGUAGUGCUCUCGCGCUUCGAGAACCGUCUCCACAGCAACUAUGCUAGCGAAGGUGUUAGCGAGGUCAGCAAAGCUUGGAACGACCAGAGACGCGAGGUAAUCAAAGAGGCGCUCAAGUCGCAUCUCGUCCCCAAUGCACGACUUUGGCUAAAGGAAUGGCUUCGUGAAGAGUCGCGCGAGAUGCUGCUGCGACACUGCGAUGUGCUCAUGACCAAGCGUGCCCAGGAUGGUCCUUUCAUGUCAAGAAGCAUGAUGGCGAGGAAUCGGGAUCCCAAGAUCGAGGAGGAAGAUCGCAUCCCACGUGUUCUUGCUGUCUCGCACGGUGGUGGUGACCCGAGGAAGGAUGUCGUUCAGGCAGUCUACCUUGACGAGCGAGGGCGAUUGCGUGAGCAUGCCACGUUCGAUGACCUUCGCCCGCUGGGUCUUCGUCAGAUUCAGGAGCGCGAGCUCGAGAUGGAACGCACAAGAGGCAAAGCAGAGUUUGUCGACCACCGCGCCGACUUUGUCAAGCUGCUCAAGCAACGUAAGCCAGAUGUUGUUGUCGUCAGUGGAUGGAGCGUCCGUACAGCCGAGCUCAAGAGACAUGUUAGGGAGCUUGUUGACAUGGCUCACCAGGAGAUCUGCGACGAAGAUCAAUUGGACAGCGACCUUGAACGCGAUCAGGCACUCAUCGAUGUCGUCACCUGCCACGAUGAUGUAGCACGCAUCUACCAACACAGCAGUCGUGCAGCCGAGGAGUUCCCCGAGCUUCAGGAGUUGGGUCGCUACUGCCUUGCCCUAGCACGAUAUGCCCAAUCGCCAGUCAACGAAUUUGCCGCGCUCGGCAACGACUUGACCGCUGUCAUCUUGGACCCCAAUCAGCGAUUGCUGCCACAGGAACGCCUUCGUCUUCACUUCGAGCGUUGCAUCGGUGCCGUCGUCAACGAUAUUGGUGUCGAGAUCAACCAGGCCAUGUCGAGCCCAUACACCCAGACGAUGCUUCCCUUUAUUGCCGGUCUUGGUCCAAGAAAGGCACACGCGCUAGUCAACGCCAUCAGCACGAAGCUCGAAGGUACACUCAUCAACCGUACGCUGCUCAUUACUCGGAACAUUUUGACUUUCCAAGUCUUUCAGAACUGCGCCUCAUUCCUUCGUAUCGAGCAAGACAUGUUGCUGGAAGCCGACGAGGACGAUGUACCCGAUGUACUGGACAGCACCCGUAUCCAUCCCGAAGACUACGACUUCCCACGCAAGAUGGCCGCCGACGCACUCAACAAGCACGAAGAGGAUCUUGAAGGCGAACACCCAAGUUUGCCAUGCAAGGAGUUGAUGGAGGAUCCUGAUCCGGAGGACAAGCUCAACACUUUGGACCUUGAUAACUACGCACAGAUGCUGUACGAGCGCAAGGGUGAACGCAAGCGUGCCACACUCCACUCUUGCCGAGCCGAGCUCAUCAAGCCUUACGAUGAUCUGCGCGAGAAGCAGCGCGAGCCUAGUCCGGAAGAGAUCCUGACCAUGUUCACAGGCGAGACUCCCAAGACUUUGGCAGAAGGCUUCGUGGUUUCGGUCGAAGUCUUGCGCGUGCAGGAGGGUAACCGUCAACAGGAAGGUCAUGUUCGAGCACGUCUUGAUUCGGGCAUUGAAGGCACGAUCGAAGCUGAGUUCACCACCGACAACUACGCUCCUGGUUCGGUUCGAUUGCGGGACUUAAUACGACCUCAACAGACGCUGGAUGCACUAAUCAGGCAGAUCGAUCCCGAGACGUGCAGUGUCAAGCUCAGCAUCCGACCUUGGGAUCUGCAACACCGAGCGUCGCACCAAGGCAAGACACCUGUCGAUGGCAAGUUCUACGACCACCAAAAGGCCAGCAAGUGGAACGAGCAAGCUUCUGCCAAAGCAAAAGCACGUGUUCAAGCUCGUCGUCAAAAUCGUGUCAUCGACCAUCCCAACUAUCACAACUUCAACUACAAGCAAGCGGUUGUGUUCCUUCGCAACCAACCUCGUGGUUCGGUUGUGGUGCGUCCUAGCAGUAAGGGUGAUGACCAUCUUGCUGUUACCUGGAAGGUCGACGAUGACGUGUACCAGAACAUCGACGUUAUGGAGCUCGACAAGGAGAGCGAGUAUUCGCUUGGUCGAGUGCUGCGUAUCGAAGGCAUGGGUUCCUACUCGGAUCUGGACGAAUUGAUCGUUAACCACGUCAAACCAAUGGUGCAUAUGGUGGAGAUGAUGAUGAACCACGAAAAGUACAAGGGAGCAGAUGAGGAAGAUUUGCAUCGAUACCUCACCAACUGGUCGCUGGCUAAUCCUUCACGAUCAGUCUACGCUUUCGGUCUGAACAAAGAUCGACCGGGAUACUUCAAUCUUUCGUUCAAAGCGAACCGUGAUGCAGCUAUUCAGACUUGGCCAGUGAAGGUGUUGCCGAAUGCGUUCAAGUUGGGACCGGCUGACCAGUUGGCUGAUGUCGCGGCGUUGUGUAAUGCUUUCAAGACGCAGUAUACGACUCAGGCUAGUAUGGCAAGGGGAGCAAAGACGCCGUAUGGUGGAGGAAGGACUCCUGCGCCUGGAAUGGGUGGAGCUACGCCGUUGGGUGGAAGAACGCCUUAUGGUGCCGGUGGGAUUAGGAAUGGUGGUGCAACGCCAAGUAUGGGCGGCGCAGCAGCAAUAGGGCUGGGGUAUGGGACGCCGUUGGUGAAUGUCGCUUCUGCUACAUCGAAUCCUUAUGGAGGUGGGUACGGUGGUGGAAGGGGUGGAUACGGUGCACCUCCCCCGCCGGGUAGACCUCCUUCGAUGCCGGGUGCCCCUCCUAUGAUGCCUCCUGGUAUGAUGCCUCCUGGUAUGAUGUACGGGGCAGGUGCAGGAGAACCUGGUCCACCGCCUAGUAGGCUGCAGGUACCACAUGGGAUGCAUCCGGAUCGAUAUGCUCAGGCUGAAUAUGGAGGUUCUGGUGCUGGUCAAGGACAAUACGGUGGUCAGGGUGGAGUUUAUCGUGGGCCUUACUAA